UAGACUGCAGGGAUCUCCAAGAAAAAAUAAAUCCGCCAUCUUCUUCCGUCCCACAACCACACCCACCAAAAAAUCAUAGCACUUUGAACUUGACUCCCCCAUUUCCAUUUGUUUUUCCUUGAUUUUUCUUACUUUACUGUUAUACCCAACUCAAUCAUUAAACUCAGCAACCAUUUCCUCUGCAGAGAUUCUUGGAAAGAAGGAAGUCGUUUCUCAUAUCAGUGGGAGUCUUCUUCCUUUAUCAGGCAGACAUUAUUAGCACUCUCCUACCCUCAAGUGGAAGUCCUGAAAGUUUUUGCUUGAGGAGAUGUUGCCUAUUUUUGCUGACAUAAGAGGGAUCCUUAUUCAAGAAUGGAGACCUUGUUAAAAUUUAUGAUAGAUCAUUAAUAGAUCCUCAGUCUUACUGGACUUUCUUCCUGUGCUGAAUACCUAGAUAUGCUCAUAAUCUAUUUUCAGUUGUAUAUCUCAUCAAUUGCUCUAGCUCUUUUGGCUUGAUAAUCUCCAAGAAGGUUUUGGCAUAUUGUGCCUGUUGAUUUGGGCUGUGAAUGAAGAUUGGAUAUUUUUCUGAAACCAUGAAGCAUAGAAGUAUCAUGUCAGUAGCACCAAGUGAGUCUAGGAAUGGAGUCAGACAUUCAUUUUGCACUACUACAUCCCCUAUUCAUAAUUUUCUGGGUGUUGAAACAGAAAGAGAGACUUCGCCUUUCAUUCAAUCAGAAUCCCUUGGUUCUCCUAACCAAGUAAGAGGAUAUAUGAUCCAGCCCCAAAAGCAUUUCUUAAAGUCUGGACCAAGUAGUCCCGUCUCUCCUAGUCCUAAUGGCCAACAUCCUAGGAGCACAUUUUCACGCUCUUCUCUCUUCUGUACCAGUUUAUAUUUAUCAUCUUCAUCAAAGUCAGAAACCCAAAGGCAGCUUGGAAAUCUUCCAUUUCUCCCAAAUCCUCCCACAUACAACCAUUCAACUUCUGCUGUCGAGUCAGCAAAAUCUCCUGCAAUUUUCAGUGAGGAUCUAGGAAAUCCAUAUGAUGACGACCAGUCGGAGGCUCUUAUGAGAGACUUCCUUAAUAUACCUGGAGAUACUUCUGAUGGUAGCUUUCAUGGUAUGAACUGUGGAAAUGACAGUUUAGCACUUACAGAACAGAUGGAGUUGCAAUUUUUAUCUGAAGAGCUUGACAUUGCUAUCACUGACCAUGGAGAAACUCCAAGGAUUGAUGAAAUAUAUGAAAUUCCUCAAGCUUCGCCAAAGUCAGCAUUAGGUUUUACAUGCAGUCAAAGUUUUGCCUCUGUUGUACCAGCUGCUGAUGCUGUUUCAACUCAGCCCUCUUCUGGGUCAGCUACUGUGCACAAGCCAAGAAUGAGGUGGACACCUGAACUCCAUGAGCGUUUUGUAGAGGCAGUCAACAAGCUUGAUGGACCUGAAAAGGCUACUCCAAAAGGUGUUUUGAAGCUUAUGAAUGUUGAAGGUUUGACUAUUUAUCAUGUGAAAAGCCACCUACAGAAAUACCGGUUGGCCAAGUAUAUGCCAGAGAAAAAAGAAGAGAAGAAGCCUUCUAGCUCGGAAGAGAAAAAAGCAGCUUCAAGCAGCACCGAGAGUGAUGGGAGAAAAAAAGGGGGCAUUCAAAUUACUGAGGCUCUCAGGAUGCAGGUGGAAGUUCAGAAGCAGUUGCACGAACAACUUGAGAUACAACGAGCUCUUCAGUUACGUAUAGAGGAACACGCAAGAUACUUGCAGAAGAUCUUGGAGGAACAACAGAAAGCAGGCGGUACCUUAAUUCCUUCCCAAGGUUUUAGCUUCAUGAGUAAUUCACAUCAAAAUUCCGAAUUGCAGUCUUCUACUUCUGCUGCUGCUGCUUUGCCUUCACAACCAUCCGGGUCAUCAUCACCUUCGCCAUCCAUUUCCAAUCAUAAAGAUGAUCCUGACAAAAAUGAUUCAAAAGCUGAAAAAUCGCCAAAAAGGCCUCGCCUCGAACACGAGACAAAGAAGGCUUCUGAUGAGGCUGAAGUUGGAAGACAAGAAGCUUCCCCUUUGCAUGUUGUCUCCACUCUAUAGAGCAUGUUGUCUUGAACUCGUUUAUUUUAGCAGGAUGUCAGUUCCAUGUAUAGUAGGAAUUAUAUUUAGAAUUUGUUGAUUUGCAUUUUUCCAACAUUUUGCUUCUCACAUGAAUUGUAAUCAGUCUUUUCUUCGGGAAAUAUUCUCACAUUAAUUGAUUUUAGCAUGUGAACCCUAAUAUUGAUGUUGAAUUUUUUGGUAAGCAAUUGGUGAUC
Messenger RNA from Carica papaya (papaya), 2260 nucleotides. Its product is annotated as myb-like HTH transcriptional regulator family protein. NCBI's taxonomy places the organism in Eukaryota, Viridiplantae, Streptophyta, Magnoliopsida, Brassicales, Caricaceae. The record is from RefSeq and is a predicted model, not a curated record. Gene Ontology annotation, molecular function: DNA-binding transcription factor activity; DNA binding.